AUGAAGCUAGUAAAACAGAGAAUGACAACCAAAAACUCCUCCGUGACAGAGUUUAUCCUUGCAGGAUUGACAGAUCAGCCAGAGCUCCAGAUCCCUCUCUUCUUCCUGUUUCUAGGUUUCUACCUGGUCACCCUGAUGGGGAACCUGAGUUUGGUAAUCCUGAUUGGACUGAACUCUAACCUUCAUACUCCCAUGUACUUCUUCCUCUUCAACUUGUCCUUCAUAGAUUUCUGUUUCUCCACUACGAUCACCCCAAAAAUGUUGAUGAGCUUUGUUUCAGAGAAGAACACCAUCUCCUAUCCUGGGUGCAUGACUCAGCUCUUCCUCUUCUGCUUCUUUGUCAUCUCUGAGUCCUUCAUCCUGUCAGCCAUGGCAUACGACCGCUAUGUCGCCAUCUGUAAACCCUUGGUGUAUGCUGUCACCAUGUCUCCCCAGGUGUGUUUACUCCUUUUGUUGGGUGUCUAUGGAAUGGGGUUUGCUGGGGCCAUUGCCCAUACUGGAAGCAUAAUCAGUCUGACCUUCUGUGCUGAUAACUUUGUCAAUCACUUCAUGUGUGACCUCCUUCCUCUCCUUGAGAUCUCCUGCGACAGCUCUUACGUGAAUGAGCUGGUGGUCUUUGUUACUGUGGCCAUUGACAUUGGACUGCCAUUAGUCACUAUCUUCAUUUCUUAUGCCCUCAUCCUCUCCAGCAUUUUUCACAUUCAUUCCAAUGAGGGCAGAUUGAAAGCCUUCAGCACCUGCAGCUCCCACAUGAUUGCUGUUUCUUUCUUCUUUGGUUCUGGUGCUUUUAUGUAUCUCAAACCACCUUCCAUUUUGCCUCUUAACCAAGGGAAAGUGUCCUCUCUGUUCUAUACCAUUGUGGUGCCCAUGUUAAACCCAUUAAUUUAUAGUUUGAGGAAUAAAGAUGUCAAAGUUGCUGUGAGAAAAACCUUGUACAGAAACAUAUUUUCCUAG
Molecule: messenger RNA, 954 nt
Organism: Lepus europaeus (European hare)
Lineage: Eukaryota; Metazoa; Chordata; Mammalia; Lagomorpha; Leporidae
Product: olfactory receptor 8B12-like
Exons: 2
Coding region: 1-954 (317 amino acids)
Biological process (GO): G protein-coupled receptor signaling pathway; sensory perception of smell
Cellular component (GO): membrane
Molecular function (GO): odorant binding; olfactory receptor activity; G protein-coupled receptor activity
Source: RefSeq, a predicted model, not a curated record